Molecule: messenger RNA, 896 nt
Organism: Anopheles marshallii
Lineage: Eukaryota; Metazoa; Arthropoda; Insecta; Diptera; Culicidae
Product: RNA-binding protein Musashi homolog Rbp6-like
Exons: 10
Coding region: 38-814 (258 amino acids)
Cellular component (GO): cytoplasm
Molecular function (GO): RNA binding
Source: RefSeq, a predicted model, not a curated record
UCCCAAAGUAGCAUUUCCAAGGAGGGCACAUCCAAAGAUGGUGACGAGAACGAAGAAAAUAUUCGUGGGCGGGCUCUCAGCGCCAACCACGCUGGAGGACGUUAAAAGCUACUUCGAACAAUUUGGACCGAUUGAAGAUGCGAUGCUAAUGUUUGACAAACAAACCAACCGGCACAGAGGCUUCGGAUUUGUGACAUUUCAGAGUGAAGAUGUAGUUGACAAAGUUUGCGAAAUUCACUUUCAUGAAAUCAAUAACAAAAUGGUUGAAUGUAAAAAAGCACAGCCCAAAGAAGUGAUGCUUCCAGCGAAUCUGGCCAAAACGCGCACCGCCGGGCGUGGGACAUACGAUUUUAUGUGGUCGCUGGGGACAUUACCUGAUGGUUUCCCCGCUGCCGCAUACGCUGCGUACGCAGCCGGUCGUGGCUUUUCCGGCUACCCGAGCUUUGGACUACCGUACCCAACAGUUGACAUCACCAAUGGGCAAUUGACACCAAACAACAACACACCGUUGCUGACGCAGGCUCUUUCGGUGAUGAACAACUACCAGGCCGCUGCAGCGGCUGCCGCGCAAGGUUUUGGCCCGCCAGCAUCGCCACACACCACCACCACUCGGACCGCAGCCGGCUUCCCGAACGCCAACUCGCCCGGACCGACGAUCGACAUGUACAGCUCGAGCGCGGCAGACAGCGUCGGAUACGUUCAAGCCACCAGCCCGCAGCCAUCCGGAUUCCCAGCGAUCGCCGUCAGCCGUGCCCCGCUAAAUUACAGCCCGGGCCAACUAAUUCCAGCGGCAUUCACCAAUGGCUACCAUUGAAACAAACUAAGCAAUAUUUGAUCAGCAUCGCUAGUACUUUGGACUGGAGUUUGAUAACAACAAGCUUGUAAACCGUGAAUUU